CUUGUGAUGCUGUUGCGACUGCCUGGACUUUCUCGACUUCCGUCACUUGACCUGCAUGCGUGGUCGAGCCUGCGCGAUCCUCGACAUGCUCCCCGACCUCGCCGAGUGCCUCUUCAACGUCUUUCCGCGAGCAGGCCGAGUGAUGUGUUCUCGAAGCAUUAACUGGGACUGAGCCGGCUCGCACUCCUGGGCGAAGUCACGACAACACGGACCGUCCCGUAAGCCGCCAACCCAUCCAACAACCAUGUUCAGCUUUCUCGGCUCCGGCAUUGGACGCAAGAGCUCUUCAAGAUCGCUCAAGCAGACCGGUCCGACGACACAAGACGGCAGCGGCUCGCCAUUGCCGUCCCCGCCGCUCGCCUCCGCCGGCACCCUCCCGCCCAACUACAUCUCGGACGAGUCGCAGCUUCAGCCGCCGGGACCUCUACCCACACACCUCGCCGAUCUCAACCACAGCCUCGAGGUUCUCGCCACGAUAUUCCCAGAUGUGCAAGUCGAGGUAUUUCGCGAGAUGCUCGCAAGCUUCUCCGAGGAGUCUCGGCUCGCGCUCGUGACAGAUCUGCUUCUCAAAAGCCCGAAUCAGUACAUCAGGGGAAGGCGAAUAGCUCCCAGACCGAGCGGGUCCCGCAGCACAGCGAUGAACACCGCAACAACAGCAGAAGAGCCAGCCCGGGAUUCGACAUGGGCAAAGGCAGUGCCGCGGAAAGAGGCGUUUCGUGAUGACGCUUACAAGGAGGCGGUCCGCGCACUGGCAGCACAGGAGUUCAAAGGGCUCUCGCGGUCGUCGGUCCAGGCGGUCUUGUCUGAAUACAACUACUCAUAUCUGGACGCCCGGCCGACGCUGGUGGUCCUCUCGUCAAAGUCGUGGAAGUGCACGAUCUCGUCACUGUUCUACAUGCGGAAGCCCACGACCCCGAAAGAUGCCACGCAGCACCCCUUGGUCAUCUGGAGGUCAACGGGCAUGGGGUCGAUUUUCCCAAUGAUAAAGAGCACGGGUAAUCCUGAGCUUGACCGCGAGCUGUUCAACGAGCUCAUUGCACCACUCCAACAGCAGGAGCGCGGCAAGCGAGAGGCAUCUGACCAUGCGAUGGCGGUCACAUUGCAUACGGAGGAAGCCACAGCAUGCGACGCGCUCUACGAGUGCGCCUGCUGCUUCACAGAGUCAACUUUCGAGGAGUUUACAACUUGCAAUACUGAUGAAGGCCACAUGGUCUGCUUUCAGUGCGUGCAGCACUCCAUCAACGAAGCGCUCUUUGGCCAAGGCUGGCAGCGCAGCAUCAACAAGGAGACCGGCACUCUUCACUGCCCAGCCGUCUCGUCAGCGGAGUGCCAGGGCCACAUCGUCUCAGACGACAUCUUCCGUGCCGUGAGUCAACAGAAGAACGGCGCUGAAAUCAUGCACAAGCUCGACCAGCGGUUGGCAGACCACGGACUGGUAGCCAGCGGUAUCAAGCUGGUUCACUGCCCAUUCUGCAGCUACGCCGAAGCAGACGACAUCUACGUGCCUGCAGGCGUGGACAAGCUCAAAUUAAAGGCGAGCAAUUUCCCAAACGUGGUCUUCAUGAUACUGCUACCGUUCUGCAUCUUGCCGCUGUUCUAUGUCCUCGCAGUGGUGUUCUUGGUCGUUGCGUUUCCUUAUUUGAGCCGGAGAGCGCGGCACUACCUCAACCGUCAGCUUCGAGGCGCCGUCCGCCGUUUCCAGCGUCGCCGCCGUGGCCUCAAGUUCAAGUGCCAGAACCCGACGUGCGCGCGCGAGUCGUGCCUAUCCUGUUCCAAGGCUUGGGUCGACAUCCAUGUCUGCCACGAGUCGUCUCUCGUGGCGCUACGCGUGCAGGUCGAGCAGGCCAUGGCCAUGGCGGUCAAGCGUGUUUGUCCACGAUGCAACACGUCGUUUGUCAAGAACGGCGGGUGCAACAAGCUCACCUGCCCCUGUGGCUACAAGAUGUGCUAUGUGUGCCGCAAGGACAUUGGGAAAUCUACCGAGGGCUAUCAACACUUCUGCCAACACUUCCGGGCCCAGGGCGACGGGCGUCAGUGCGUCGAGUGCAACAAAUGCAACCUCUGGGAGCAGGAAGACACUGCUGCGAUAUUGCGGCAGGCGAAAGACGAGGCCGAGCGCAAGUGGCUGCAGACGGAGAAGCGCGAGCUCUCUGAUGCAGAGAAGGCGUACCUUCGCGAUGUGGUCCGUGGAGACGACAGUUCCGCAUCGUCGCCAUGGUCAGCGUUUUCGCCCAGGGCCGUGAAGGAGCACCUGUUCCCUGGCCUGAGGCGUGUUCAUAGCGUGGCAGACUUGUUUGACCUUGUUUUCGAGGCCGUGUUUGCGUGAAUGGCAAUGGCGCCAGCUUGGACAGUGACAGUAUGACAAAGAGACGGGACUUUCGAAACACGAGAGAUGACCAGAUUGCGAGAUUGGGUCAGUAUGAUGCGAUAUGAUAUCCGCCAGGGCGGUGUGCCGAAAGCAGUUGAGCAUUUGGAUAUGGAGUUGCGGAAUAUGCCGGCCGAUGCCUCCAUUGGAAUUUUGGGUUUCUGGAAUAGAAAGACCGCGUUAUGUAUUUUCUGGCGAUUCCUUGGCGUCAAUAUACCCUCCUCAUUAUUUGCUUUCACCUCAUGGAUGCUCCUGUCUUGGUUCUGUUGUCGCAUAUGUGCAACUCAGUGAUAUCAACUGUUGAAAAACAAACACCAAGGGACCAUACUGGAGCAUAAAACGACUUGUAUAGUUGGUUGGAGGGAAAUUAGAGGAGGGAUGAACUAACACCA
Molecule: messenger RNA, 2757 nt
Organism: Microdochium trichocladiopsis
Lineage: Eukaryota; Fungi; Ascomycota; Sordariomycetes; Xylariales; Microdochiaceae
Exons: 1
Coding region: 245-2326 (693 amino acids)
Source: RefSeq, a predicted model, not a curated record